This is a messenger RNA of Colletotrichum abscissum, 108 nucleotides long. RefSeq lists its product as uncharacterized. Lineage: Eukaryota; Fungi; Ascomycota; Sordariomycetes; Glomerellales; Glomerellaceae. The record is from RefSeq and is a predicted model, not a curated record. The transcript has a single exon. The coding region runs from base 1 to 108 and encodes 35 amino acids.
AUGCGUGUGGAUUGGACAAAAAUUGAAGGGUGGUAUAAAAGCAAAUGGGGGGUUCAGUCAAUGUCUACGGCCAUUGGUGUGCGAGUUUUCUCUUUCUUCUUGUUCUAG